AUGGUAAUCAAGCUUCAACGAUGGGCUCUAAAAUUAGAACAAGGUUCCUUCAACGUAUUUCCAGUCCUACAUGAUUUUCUUGAAACCAACGAAGUCAACAUUGAUAAAUCAACAACUACAACUAUAAGAGAUCACCUCGAAUCUUUAUCCUCCAACCUCAGGUUAUUUUUAACUAUUUAUUUUUUUAUUAAAAUAUUAAUAUUUUUUAUUAACGUUUUCACAUCCUUUUUAGGAAUUACUUCCCUAAAAUUGAAGAGGAAAUCCAGUGGAUCAGAAAUCCUUUUGAAGAAGAUUACUCGAAAUAAUUGAAAAUAUAAGCAAGUGAAGAAGAUUCGUUGAUUGAACUUUCACGUGAUCAGACUCUAAAAUCGUUUUUUAAAAGCACACCAUUAGUGCCAUUCUGGUUAAAUGUUCAGAAAGACUAUCCAACAAUCGUUAAAAUUGCACUCAGAAACUUAAUGGACUUUUCAACAACUUAUCUGUGUGAACGGGCUUUUUCUA
Messenger RNA from Cinara cedri, 501 nucleotides. The record is from the annotation of a GenBank genome assembly. NCBI's taxonomy places the organism in Eukaryota, Metazoa, Arthropoda, Insecta, Hemiptera, Aphididae.